AUGACUGACUCCUCCCCAGCCCUGUACCGAAAAGUCGCACCCCACACCUCCCUCAUCACCCAAAUCCACGACGACUGGUACACCCUCCUCGGCGGUGCCUACAUCACCGAGAGAAGCACCCUCCACCACCACGACACCCUUCACAGGCUCCUACAGGAGUACCACAAGGCCCUCGCGAUUGCGCGCAAGAGCGUCGGCAGCAGAGAGGUCGUUCACAAGGCGUUUGAGAUCCUACGUGCCUACCAGGGGGAGUGUCCGGCGCCUGUGGUGCAGACUGUGAAUGAGGCGCUCACAAUGUCAAUCACACCAGAUGUGUUAGUGUGGCUGGCAGAGAUAGAGGUGACGAAGCGGAGGCUGUUGAUGAUUUAUCGGGAGAGGGGGGUGGAGAUGGGGGGUGGAGUGAAGAGGGGUGGGAUGGACAGUAGGCGUUGGUGGAGUGAGGGGGUGGGGUCAUGA
This is a messenger RNA of Morchella importuna, 456 nucleotides long. RefSeq lists its product as uncharacterized. The record is from RefSeq and is a predicted model, not a curated record. The transcript has a single exon. Bases 1 to 456 code for a protein of 151 amino acids. NCBI's taxonomy places the organism in Eukaryota, Fungi, Ascomycota, Pezizomycetes, Pezizales, Morchellaceae.